Chinchilla lanigera (long-tailed chinchilla) is the source of this 4481-nucleotide messenger RNA. It is a transcript of the gene Tdrd5, whose product is annotated as tudor domain containing 5. The transcript is spliced from 19 exons. The record is from RefSeq and is a predicted model, not a curated record. The coding region runs from base 280 to 3297 and encodes 1005 amino acids. Gene Ontology annotation, biological process: spermatogenesis; germ cell development. NCBI's taxonomy places the organism in Eukaryota, Metazoa, Chordata, Mammalia, Rodentia, Chinchillidae.
AUGCGCGCGCUCGCCCAGGCCGGCGUGCGGCUCCGCGGCCCAGUCCGAGGCUCAGGCUCUUCGCGGGCAACGGAAAGGCGCGGCCGGGGCAGGGCCUUCAGGCAGUACCGGCUGUUGAGGGGCGCUCCGACCGCAGGCCUCCCGCCUUCUUUCUCCCCCGAGCUCGGGGCGGUGGAAGGACAGCUCCCCAGGGAGACUGUGAGGACGUGGGGGCGGGGAGGCCCCUCCAUCCGGGCUGCGCGGGCGGGCGGCGAAGGAGGUGGUUGACUCGAGGGUACAAUGUCCGAACAAGAGCGUAUCCAGGACUGUCUGAGGAAAGAAAUAAGGUCACUUCUUAUUUCCACUAAAGACGGUUUGACCCCACAGCAGUUGGAAAAGGAGUACCUUUUGAUGGUUGGCAACCGUCUGCCACUCCGAAUCCUCGGCUACCGCUCCACUAUGGAGCUGGUGUUGGACAUGCCUGAUGUGGUUUGUGUCUGCCCCAGUGGGGAUGGUACCUUAAUAUUGAAAGCCAUUCCAGAUGAAUCCACCAAAGGAAUAGCAAGUUUAGUCGCAAAGCAGAGGAGUAGCCAUAAGGUUCAAAACUCCAUGCAGAAGGGAAGGGCCAGUAUUUGCUCUGGGACAAGUUCUCACCGAGUGCCUUACCGAGGAAGGGUGCCCCCUAUUCUUCCUGCUGUUGUGAAGAGUGAGUUGAAAGACCUCUUGGCAUUGUCUCCUGUUCUUCUUUCUGAUUUUGAGAAGGCAUUUGCCAAGCGAUUUGGACGGUCAUUUCAAUAUAUGCAGUAUGGAUUCCUCUCUAUGUUUGAAGUGCUGAAUGCAGCUUCAGAUGUUAUUUCUGUAGAACAGACCAGAGCAGGUUCUUUAUUGAUGCUGAAGAAGAGUGUAUCAGAGGAGAGGCAUAGAAGAUGGCCAGCAGGUAAAAUUUUCACCCAGCCAUUUAGAAUGAAACAACGAGGGUCAUAUUCUACAGGCUGCCCGGUUACAAAGCCAUGUUUUCCACAACCCAUUUCAAACAUGGAACUACCAAAGCGAAUAGUGAACAUGGAGAAUACUUCCACAUUCAGUACAGGGAAGACUUCAAGGCUGAAUCGCACUGAAAAACUAAACCAGUUAGAGAACUCAUUCAAGUCAGUUAUUGCACAAAUUGGACCUGGAGGGACUGUUGAUCCAGAACUAAAACAUAAGAUAAAAUGUGUUGUAUCUAAGUUUCCAGAGGGUUUAUUUAUUUCUAAACUGCUUGGAGAGUUUGAGAUAAUUUUUAAAGAGCAACUUUCACCAAAGAACUUGGGCUUCUUAAAUGUGACCGAACUUGUUGGAGCUCUUAGUGAUAUUCUUCAUGUUGAGUUUAGGGAAGGAGAACAAGACUUGCUGGUGUUUGAUGCUGAUAUGAAGCCUAUACCACCUGAUAAGAAAAUAGAAUCCAAAGUUUAUGUCUCUAGUCCUCCAAGAAAUUCAUCAUCUGCUGCUGCUAUUAAGGAGACUACGUGGGACUGCUCUUUGAAAAAACAUAAAGAUCCAGAACCGAAGAUUUGUAAGGAGCCUAAUCUGGUGAAACUAGAAAUAAGCAAACCACAGCUCAACAUGCCAGUGACAAAUGAUAUCCCACCGGAUGCUGUACAAGAAAAGAAAUUAUGCAGACUUCCCCCAUUAGAUACCAGUACCCUUGUGGGGGUCUUUGUGGAGUACAUUAUCUCUCCUAGUCAAUUCUACGUCCGAAUCUAUAGCAGGGAUUCAUCAGAGUUACUUGAAGACAUGAUGAUUGAAAUGCGGCGCUGUUACUCUAACCAGCUGGUUUCUGAUCGAUACACCAUGCCAGAACAUUUUAUUCAGCCAGGACAUCUCUGUUGUGUAAGGAUUUCUGAGGAUAAGUGGUGGUAUCGGGUUGUUAUCCACCAAGUCCUGGCGAAAAAUGAAGUUGAAGUGUUUUACCCAGACUUUGGAAAUAUUGGAACUGUCCAGAAGUCCUCUCUGAGGUUCCUGAAGUGCUGCUACACAAAGCUUCCGGCUCAGGCUAUCCCUUGUUCUUUGGCUUGGGUGAGACCAGUGAAGGAACACUGGACAUCCAGAGCUAUUUUGCAGUUUCAGAAGUUGUGUGGUUUGAAGCCACUAGUGGGAGUAGUGGAUGAAUAUAUAGAUGGAAUCCUUAACAUUUUCCUGUGUGAUACAUCCUCAAAUGAAGACAUUUAUUUCCAUCAUGUCUUGAGAACAGAAGGCCAUGCUAUUGUAUGCCGAGAAAAUGUCCCUUCUAAGGGCUUCAGAGACCUAAACCCUUUAGCUUUAUACACUAAAUCCAGUGGUGGGCCGGAUGAUGUUGACAUGGCAGAACUGGGUUAUCUUUCCCAGCACCACUAUUUUAAUAAAGACCGAGAGAUAAGUCCACAAUCCAAAGACAGUGAAUUACAUACCCUGUCUGUGUCAAAGGAGCCAUUAAAGGAUUCAGAAUUCAAUUCUUUGAAAACUCUGAAGAACUAUGAAGAUGAUCCAAAGUGGUCCAUCACAGAGCCAAAGGAUCGGAAGGAAGAAAGUGAGGAUGAGAUCCCCACUGGCAUGCCAUGCCUGGAGUCAGUGACUAUAGGUGAUGAUAUUUGGGAUGAGAACUGGCUGAAAAUGGAAAAGGAAGGUGAUGCUGUCUCCCAUCUAUUUACCUCAAGCGUUGGUGGAAGGAAAAAAUAUUUAUUAUGUGAAGAAAUAAGACAAAAGGAUUGUUUUUCUCCAUCCAAAGAUAAAUGGGAGGAUUCACAGCAGCCUUCAGGCCUUGUGAAUGGAAUAAAAGUAGAAAUUCAAAAACCAGAAGGGCUGGAUGCUCAAGAAAGAAAUACUAGCCCAACCAACAUUGAAACGGAAACAGAUUUGGAAGAUUCUUUGGAUUCUGCCACACUGCCCAAAUUGGAAAAGUUUUACAUCUCUUUUAUCCAGUCACAGCAGUCAACAGAAGGGAGCCAGUUUGAACCAAACAACAUUCUGACUCAGCCAAAAGAAAUCCGGCUAUCCACAGCAGUGUCCAGUUCAACUCCUACAGUGGUGGACUCCCCCGAAGAAGAGUCUGCUUCUGUGCAAAGCUCUCCAGAGAGCCAAAAGAAUGAAGAUUUUUCCAGUAGUAAUACUACCCCAUUCAAGGACAAGAGUCAAGGAUCUAUGGACCAACUGUCUUUUAUUUUGUCUCCAGAGCACAAGAUUUCUCAGAAACUCUACAUUCCUCGAAGCACAGCCACUGCUGCCUUAGGGGCUGCUGCACGGUUAGCUACCUCCAGGAGCUUCCUGCAUUGGUACCCCAGUGUGAAAGGGAUGGAGGCAUGAGGGAAGGCGGAGGAGUUCAAAGCAGUGUAGUAUUUUGGAAAGACCUCGAAUGAGGAGCUAUGAAUCCUAGAAAGACUGACCUGCCUACACUCACACAGCUUGAAUUUCCAUACCUGCUGACUCAUAGCCCAGUGCCCUUUACACAAAAAAUAGUGCAAUUUCAUCUUGUUUAACUGAUUUGUGCCAGAAGACACAGAUGUUGGAGAUCAGUCUGAAGGAAUAGCUGAAAAACACUCUUGGUGUUCGUGGAGGAGGGGACUAAUCUCAUACUCUUGAACUGUUUACCAAUGGGAAAUGUUAAACAGCCAAAUAUGAAAAAGUGGCAUCAUAGGAAAUGAGAAACCAGCGUCUUACAGAGAAAUCUUUCUGAAGCUUCCUACAACAUUUAUAGUACAAGGCUUUCCUAACAUUUUAACAGUAUUUUGAGAAUCGCAUAUGAUGACAUGGCCACCAUUCACAAUAUUCAUAAUUGUGUAGGAGCCAUCGCUAGACAUUGACAAUACUUUGUUUCCCAGAUCCCAUUUCCUCUGUUCCAAAAAUCUUGACCUUUCCCAAGAGCCGACCAAAGUACACAGCUGCAUCAGUAAAGUCCGUCUGUGUACUUUGUGUUUGCCCCCGUUCCCAACAGACCUGUGUCACUUGGCUCAUUUAGUCAGCCACCUAGCAGGUCCGCAGUCAGCCUAGCAAGCGUUUCGGGUUCACUGGCCUACUGGAACCAGAAACCUUUAAACACUGCAUUUUAAACUGUGUACACAGAAAAUGUUAAUGGUUCAAACAAGGGCUUUCAUAAUACUUCAUACAAUUGACAUUUUUCAUGUGAAAUUGAGUAUUUAGCCAUAAUUAGAAAGUGAGUAGAGAAUGUAUUCCCAGCUAAACUUUCUGGGGUUAUAAACAUAGUUUUCAGUAAAUGCUUAAAAGAGUUUAUGACUUACAGAUCUUUAUGUUUCUGUUAAAUAUUUUUAAUUUAUGGAAAAGUGGGUAUAGGAAUGUUAACUUUUUUUCUUCUUGAUGCAAUUUAGAUAAAUUAUCUGAUGAAACCAUGUUUGUGACUCUGUUCUCAACUUUUGUUUACAAACCUAAUGGCAUAUUGUUUCGAUCAAGAAAUGAUGAUUAGUUUAAUCUUUGGAAGUUGUAACAGCGUUUUGUUUGAUUUAAAUAUUUAUAAAGUUGGAUUUUGUCAAAAA